UGGAGGGCAGGGCUGUCUUCUGCAGCUCCCACAGGCUCCCCGCGCGGCGGGACGUGGUCCAGGACAUCUCCUGCACCGCCUGACUGCGCAGCCUCCACCCACUCGUCCUCCCCGCCGGCUCUCCCGCUCCCGGGGCCCGGCCGGAGCAGGACCCACUGCCCGCUGGAGAGGGCGAGCCGGGGCGCGCCCCUGACGGGAAUGCGCGCACUAAGCACUGCUCGGGCCCUGGCCCGGCUCCCUGGAAACAGGAGCAGGGGCUUUCCGCCGGCCGGGCCUCACCCGGACGGGGCUCUCGGGUUCCAGCGCCCGCGCCUCGGCCCCGCCCCCGACCGCCAGGCCCCGCCCAGCAGCCACCGCCUCUCCGCGUCGCUCCCCGCCUCCCUCACGCUCGACGGGCUCGCUUCCGCGCCGGGCGCGCGGGCACGAGGGGCGGAAGCCGCGGGGAGCGCUCCGCCGCGGGGACGAGCGCGCAGGCGCCGCGGCGCAUCCAGGCCGGGCGGGAGGUGCGAGUAAACCCAUCUUUUAACCACCGCUCAAAUCGAGAAAGAGAACAUUUGCAGCAUCUUAGACCUGCCUGGAGACCUCUUCCAGCACCACCCCUCUUUCCUCCCCAAGGCUACUUCUUCAUAGACAUAAAAAAAAAAAUCAAUAUUUAACUGUUUGGAAACGAAGCAUCACUUGAAAUCCUCUCCAACUCCUAACGCCAAAGAAUUGAUAACAUUCCUCUGAUCAAGAAAAGAAGUGACUGACUGCGUGUUAAAAGUAUUGUGGCAUUGGUCCUGUUUUUCUCCCUCCCUAAAUUUGAAGAAGAAAUAUGGAGAAAUGGUACUUGAUGACAGCUGUGGUCUUACUAGGACUAACAGUACGGUGGACAGUUUCUCUUAAUUCUUACUCAGGUGCUGGAAAACCGCCUAUGUUUGGUGAUUAUGAAGCUCAGAGACACUGGCAAGAAAUUACUUUUAACUUACCCAUCAAACAAUGGUAUUUUAACAGCAGUGAUAACAAUUUACAGUACUGGGGACUGGAUUACCCACCUCUCACAGCUUAUCACAGCCUUUUAUGUGCAUAUGUGGCCCAGUUUAUCAAUCCAGACUGGAUUGCUCUCCAUUCGUCCCGUGGCUACGAGAGUCAGGCGCAUAAGCUCUUCAUGCGCGCCACAGUGUUAAUUGCUGACUUGCUGAUUUACAUACCUGCAGUGGUUCUGCACUGUUGUUGUUUAAAAGAAAUCUCAACCAAGAAAAAGAUUGCUAAUGCGUUAUGCAUAUUGCUGUAUCCAGGCCUCAUUCUUAUCGACUAUGGACAUUUUCAGUAUAACUCCGUGAGCCUUGGCUUGGCUCUGUGGGGUGUUCUUGGAGUGUCCUGUGACUGGGACCUGCUGGGGUCCCUGGCCUUCUGCUUGGCUGUAAAUUAUAAACAGAUGGAACUUUACCACUCCUUGCCAUUUUUUUGCUUUUUACUUGGCAAGUGCUUUAAAAAAGGCCUCAAAGGAAAGGGGUUCGUACUGUUCGUUAAGCUGGCUGGCACCGUGGUGGCUUCCUUCACCCUCUGCUGGCUGCCGUUCUUCACAGAGAGGGCCCAGGCCCUGCAGGUUCUGAGAAGACUCUUUCCAGUCGAUCGUGGAUUGUUCGAGGAUAAAGUCGCCAAUAUUUGGUGCAGCGUCAGUGUCUUCCUGAAGAUCAAGGACAUUCUGCCACAUCACGUCCAGAUCAUAGUCAGCUUUUGUCUUACAUUGUUGAGCCUGCUUCCCGCAUGUGUAAAACUGACGCUUCAGCCCUCCCCCAAAGCAUUCAGAUUUACUCUGGUUAGCUGUGCACUGUCAUUCUUUUUAUUUUCUUUCCAAGUACACGAAAAGUCCAUUCUCUUGGUAUCAUUACCAGUCUGCCUAGUUUUAAGUGAAAUUCCUUUUAUGUCUACUUGGUUUUUGCUUGUGUCAACAUUUAGUAUGCUGCCUCUUCUCUUGAAGGAUGACCUGCUAAUGCCCUCAGUGGUGACAACGAUGGCAUUUUUUAUAGCUUGUGCAACUUCCUUUUCAAUAUUUGAAAAGACUUCCGAAGAAGAGCUGCGCUUGAAGUCCUUUUCCGUGUCUGUUAGGAAGCAUCUCCCACGCUUUACAUUUCUUCCCAGAAUUAUACAACAUUUGUUUAUCAUCUCAGUAAUCACUAUGGUCCUUUUGACCCUGAUGACUGUCACACUGGAUCCUCCUCAGAAACUGCCGGACUUAUUUUCUGUACUGCCAAGUCCCUAGUAAGCAGUUGAAAUGUAUGCCCAAACAGUGAUGAACAGUGUACAACAAGAGCAUCCGCGUCACCAGGACAGGCAGCCCCAGGGACUGCAUCCGCGACAGCAGGUCCUCAUGGAGGGCUGAGGACUACAGGUGUACGUCAAUGUCUAUUUGUGUCCCCAAAACUAAUUCUUUAUUUUUUAUCUCCAGAUAAGCCAAGAAUGUUAAAGUAUAAGGGGAAAUUUUGGUUGUUUCUCCUAAAACUCAUCAUGUCUAAACUUCAAACCUCUGUGCUUUUAAAACUGAAGUAUUUAUUUGAAAAAAGAUACUAAUGUUAAGAUAUAACAGAAAAAACUAAAGGGUAGUAGUCUUCUUGGAUUAUUUAGCUGAUCUGAUGAAUCCUUUUUCAAGACUGAGUGGGCAAAGAACAACAUAGUUUUAAGUUAAAAAAUACUUCAGUGGGUGGUUAGAAUGAAAAGGCAAUAUCACACCAUUUUAUAGUCUUAGAACAGACGGAGUUUCAGAUUUGCCCUGAAGUCCAAGAAUUUGAAAACUUUAAAAUCCUAUAAUCAAGAUGAAUUUUACAAUGUAAGAACAUUAGCUAAAGAAAAUAGGAACAUUAUAGUCUGUGCUUUUCUUUUUAAGGCCAGAGCUAGAAAUUCUGAAAUAUUUUAUACGACAAACAGCUGAAACACUCAACUUUUUUGAACAAUGUGAAGUUCAGAUGGUUGCAUUUCAUUUAAAAUAUGCAUACUGCAACCUACACAAUUAUUCUCAAAACAGAUAAAAUAUGUUUUGGACUGAAGCUAAGUGUCUAGAUUUCAUAUCUUGGCAAGUGCUCUACAAUUUGCUUACAUUCUUUUCAAAAACAUUUUGUUUACUGGAAGUACUAGUCAUAGACAAACAAUGAUGGUAUUUUCUAAUAUCUCUAGAAAAAAUGAAAAUACUAAGUACUAUAUAAUGCCAUCUAUUGACUCAGGAAUAUUUGUAUCAAGUUGUUUUAAGAAGAGGUUGAUUAUGUAAAAUAAAUAAAUUUCAUGCCUUACCAUGUGAUGAUAAUGUGACAUUCCAUCUGUAUCAACCCAAUGAAUGAUCAUAUGUUUUAAAUCUUCAGCAUAACAAAUUAAAAAUAAUUAUGAAAAUUCACAUCCAAAUCUAACUGAAAAGGAACCUUUCAUUUCAUGAUUUUUCUAAUAGUCAUAAAGCCAAUAUUAUUAAGAAAAGUGAAGUUAGGUUUACUUCCUAAGUAACUGAAGAAAAAAGCUUUCCUUUGUUUAAGAAAUCUGUACGUGGCAGAAGAGAUCCUCUCUUAUUCACACUCUCCACCAAGGCAUUCCCUUCCCUGAUUUGCAAGUUCUCCUGAAAAUUAUGAAAAUCCCAGUGCACCUUUUCAUGUUAUUGUGUAUGUUUUAAAUUUCCCUUGAGUAAGUUAUAGAAAGCCUUAAGAAUGUGUGUCAGAUGUCUAGUCAUUUAAAACACUCUCUGCCUGUGAUGAAGACCGCAGCUGACGCUGAGCAAACCAGCACUGAAGUGAGGAAACACACAGAAGAGAGGACAGGGGGCCCGACAGCAUCACUGCUGGAACUCUCCUGGGACUGUCUGCCUCAACUGUUCUGGGACAAUUUUAUAAGAAUUUGAAGGAAAGGAAAAAGAAUCUGAAGGACACUCUUUUGACAGUGCAACAAGUAAUUUGUUUCUUCUCAUUUUCAUAAUUACCUAACAAAACAAAUCUAAUGCAUAUUAUAGGGCUGACUUUUAUAUUAUAUAAUUUCUAAGAUUAUGAAGAUUCCCAAAACAUUUUAAAGUGUAAACAAUUCUAGGUAACAGGACAGUAAAAGAGUAAAGUUGAAAUUUCUAUAAAAAGCUGAAGGCUUCAUCCCCAAAUAAGAAACAUAAAGCAAAUUAGUUUGAGAUAUCAAAAAAAUUAGCAAAGUCCUCUUAAAAUGAAUGUAUGAAUAGAAGCAGGUGAAAGUUAUUAGCUUAGCAAU
Equus quagga is the source of this 4209-nucleotide messenger RNA. It is a transcript of the gene ALG6, whose product is annotated as ALG6 alpha-1,3-glucosyltransferase. Gene Ontology annotation, biological process: protein N-linked glycosylation. Lineage: Eukaryota; Metazoa; Chordata; Mammalia; Perissodactyla; Equidae. Gene Ontology annotation, cellular component: endoplasmic reticulum membrane. The record is from RefSeq and is a predicted model, not a curated record. Bases 815 to 2245 code for a protein of 476 amino acids. Gene Ontology annotation, molecular function: dolichyl pyrophosphate Man9GlcNAc2 alpha-1,3-glucosyltransferase activity. The transcript is spliced from 17 exons.